This is a messenger RNA of Paramormyrops kingsleyae, 3689 nucleotides long. Its product is annotated as F-box only protein 41-like. Gene Ontology annotation, molecular function: protein binding. The record is from RefSeq and is a predicted model, not a curated record. NCBI's taxonomy places the organism in Eukaryota, Metazoa, Chordata, Actinopteri, Osteoglossiformes, Mormyridae.
GCGGGCGGCGGGCGGAGCGGGGAGGGUAUGGGAUGGGGGCGAUUUCAGCGCUGGAAACGUCCAAUUUUCUUCGGAUUUGUUACGUUUGUGCAUUUUCACUACAUGGGCUGCACUUAAACAGUAUAUUACUACGAUUGCUUUACACGGCACAGCUUUAAUUCACGAUGAAGCCGCAGACCGCGGUGCGGAGGAACAUGGUGAAGGUUUGGCAGGUAAGAGCUUGAAGAAGUUCAGGCAAUCAAGGCCAUUGAGUGUCUGAGGGCUUCGUUCCUGUGCCCGGGGCAUCUUUGACUUGCUGUGGUGAAUCAGCAUGCAUGCGGGGCAGUCCCUCCUUCCAGGAAGCCCCUAACCCAAGUGAAGUCUCUACACCCGUUAUGAGAGGAGGAGCCAGGGUGCCCCGCCGUGCGGCAGCGUGAGCCGGGCGAUUCAGUAUGGCAUCGCUAGACCUGCCGUACCGCUGUCCACGCUGUGGGGAGCACAAGCGCUUCCGCAGCCUGUCCUCCCUCAGGGCCCACCUGGAGUACAGCCACACCUAUGAGACCCUCUACGUCCUGUCCAAGUCCAGCAGCGUGUGUGAGGGUGCCCUCGUCCCCCUGGUGGGCCCAGCCGGGGGGCAGGAGGUUUUUGAGCGUGCCUCCUUUGGCAACAAGGAACACCGCUUUCCCUAUGAACUGGCGUGCGCUGAUGAUCUGGGCCUGACGACCACAACCGCCCGCUACAUCCCAGAGGUGGACAUUCCCCUGGGGGAGAUCUUCAUCAAACGAGACAUGACCUCUGGCGGCCCUCCCACUCCCAGCAGCGCUCUGGCGGUGGCCGCCAGUGCCAUGGAGGCGGCCUACGAGGAGGGUCUGGCCCGGCUGAGGCUGAGGGCCUUUGAGAGACUGGAGCUGGACGAACGGUUGGAGAAACUGUCAGAGGAGGUGGAAGAGAAGAUAACGGCACGCGUGGGCCGCCUGCAGGCAGAGCUGGAGAAGAAAAGCAUGGAGCUGGAGAAGGCCAAGCAGGAGAGCGUGAGGCUUGGCCAAGAGAAGCAGGACCUGGAAGGCAAGGCCUCGGAGCUUUCGCACCAGGUGGACGUCUCCGUGGAGAUGCUAGCCAGCCUCAAGCAGGACCUGGUCAACAAGGAGCAGGAACUGACCCUUAAACAGCAGGAGGUUACUCAGAUUGACCAGUUCCUCCAGGACACUGCUGCGCGGGAAGCGAAUGCCAAGCUGCGUCUGCAGCGGUUCAUCGAGGAGCUGCUGGAUCGUGCCGACCGAGCCGAGAAGCAACUGCAGAUCGUCAGCAGCUGUGGCACGACGCCCAACGGCAGCCUGAGUCACUGCAGCCUGUCGGGACGGAAGGGUAGCCGGCGCCAGAGGAAUUCCAGUGCUUCUGCAGAUUCUGGGGCUUUGUAUCCAGUGUCGACGCGACGCUCUCCCAGCACAGGGGACUCCAGCCAAAUGAAAGGUCAGGGCUCAGGGACCUACGACGGCGUGAGUGUGGACAUGCUGUCUGUGGAAGGGCAGUACUCCCACGUGGCGUGCAGGCUGGGCGAGGGCAGCUGCGAGCGUGGCGGAGACCCACGUGGGUGGGGGCUCCGCAAGCAGGCUCUCCAGAACUGGCAGCACCGGCCCUACCGCAACAGCACCGAGGGCGAAGAGGGAGACGUGUCUGACGUCGGCUCGCGGACCACGGAGUCUGAGGUGGAGGUCUGGGAGCUGGAGAACCGCCCCUCCGAGCCUCUGAAGUCUCGAGGCAGAAAGCCUCGCUAUCGCUUGGGAACAGAUGGGUCAGAGGGCCCCCCCCAGACCUGCGUGCAGGAGAAGGACAGCCCCAGCAGAUCUGUGGAGAUGAUUAGUCCAGAGACCCUGAAGAUGCGAGCGGCCCUCUUCUGCAUCUUCACCUACCUGGACACCAGGACAUUGCUGCGGGCGGCCCAGGUGUGCCACGACUGGCGAUUUGUGGCCCGGCACCCCGCCGUCUGGACCCGUGUGCUGCUGGAAAAUGGCCGCAUCUCCUCCAAGUUCAUGAUCACGCUGUCUCAGUGGUGCACCCAGACCCACUCCGUAAUCCUGCAGAACCUGAAGCCCAGGCAGCGCGGCAAAAAGGAGACCAAGGAGGACUACCUUAAGAGCACCAGGGGGGUCCUGGAGGAGGGUCUCGAAGCUCUGCUGAAGGCGGCAGGUGGGAACCUGCUUAUUUUUAAGGUAUCACAGUGCCCCAACAUUGUGACCGAUCGCUCCCUGUGGCUGGCCAGCUGUUACUGCCGUGGUCUGCAGGCUGUCACUUACAGGAGCGCCACAGACCCUAUUGGCCAGGAGGUCAUCUGGGCCCUGGGUGCUGGCUGUCGAGACAUCAUCUCCCUACAGGUGGCCCCACUUUACCCAUGCCAGCAGCCAGCCCGCUUUAGCAAUCGAUGCCUGCAGACCAUUGGCCGAUGCUGGCCACACCUGAGAGCUCUGGGCGUGGGUGGGGCUGGCUGUGGCAUUCAAGGCCUUGCGUCUUUAGCACGCAACUGUGUGCACCUCCAGGUUCUGGAGCUGGACCAUGUGAGUGAGAUCAACCAGGAGGUGGCAGCCGAGGUGUGCAGGGAGGGGCUGAAGGGCCUGGAGAUGCUGGUGUUGACAUCUACCCCAGUCACACCCAAGGCCUUGCUGCACUUCAACAGCGUGUGCCGUAACCUGAAGUCCAUCGUGGUGCAGAUUGGGAUCGCAGACUAUUUUGAAGAUCCCAACAGCCCUGAAGCCAGGAAGCUGUUUGACGAGAUGGUGAACAAGCUUCAGGCCUUGAGGAAAAGACCAGGUUUCUCGCAGAUCCUGCAUGUGAAGGCGGAUGGCACGUGUUAAUGCCCUCUCUGGGCCGUGCGAAGCUGGCUUUCUUUCACAGACUGAUUGAUCUCCACUCCGACUGACUGACAAAGCAAACCGACAACGACAAGUGAGCUCAGGAGGCUGACCACGGGACUCAGCCGGCCCCCGUGGACAUGUGCUCAGGGCACAAUCGGGGCUUCCUUUGGCCCUCGGAGCUGGCCCUCAGCAGGCCUUCGGUGAUCGUAUAGGUCGGCCACAGCAGAGAUUAGCAGCGCAGUGCUGUGGAGCUGCCAAUCUCUCAUGGUUCUGGAGCAAGACAGGGCUGACCUUCAUCUCUGAGAAGCUUGGGGGUGCAUCUGAGUCAUGUCCAUGGUCCUGCAGCACAGGCAGACACUUCGGUGGACAGCCUUGGUCUGCACCGAGACCUGCAAUGCACCCUUAUUGCUGUACAUCCCUGUCAGUGACCUUGUCUGCUCUGGUGUAGUUCUGGAAGCCCUUGGUUCAUUCAUUAGUAACUACUACAUGUAUUAACACUCCGAAAGUGAGGCAGAGGGAAUAUAACAAGUUCGCCAGGGGAUAAGGGUUUUAUUUCAGGUACUGGGAGAUUCUUGGCCUGUUCAGUAGUAGGUGAUGGAGAUGUUAGACCUCAGUGCCAUAAAUCACCAGAAUCUUCUGUGCCCUGGAGUCUCUUGCAGGUCCUGUGUUGCUGGAGGGCCAUGUUGGGUUUCAUGGACCCUUGUCUGCCUGCUGUAAUGUUCUUCAUUGGUGAAUUGACAGAAUAUGCAGUGAAUAUUAUGUUCUCAAUGUUUCUUUAUUGUAAAGAAAAAAAAUGUACAGCGUGACUUGCAUUCAGGGCCAAAGGUGAUGAAUCAGCCUCCCCUUGGUUGGGGUUUGGGU